CAGAGUGCAUCCAGAACAAACACACCAAACCUGGCGAGUGCACAGAUCUCAGGAUCGUGAUGGUGGGGAAAACUGGAGCUGGAAAGAGUGCAUCAGGAAACACCAUCCUGGGACAGAAAACUUUUAAAGAAGAAUUUUCUACUGAAUCUGUGACUUUGAAAUGCCAAAGGCAUCAGCAGACAGUAGAAGGUAGAAACAUCUCAGUGAUCGACACUCCAGGACUGUCUGAUACAUCAAUCAGUGAAGAACAACUGAAGAAGGAAUUAGUGAAGUGUGUAGAAAUGUCUGUUCCUGGUCCUCAUGCGUUUCUGCUGGUCAUCAGACUGGACGUGAGAUUCACAGAUGAAGAGAAAAACACAGUCAAGUGGAUUCAGAAGAACUUUGGAGAAGAAGCUGCACGUUACACCAUCGUUCUGUUCACUAGAGGAGAUCAGUUAGAAAUAACCAUAGAAAAGUUUCUGACCAAAAACAAGCAGCUUGGAGAGCUAGUUAAACAGUGUAAAGGAGGUUAUCUUGUGUUCAAUAACAAAAAAGAAGACAAACGAUCACAGGUCACUGAACUGCUGGAGAAGAUCGACAGAAUGGUGAAGGAGAACGGAGGAGAGCAUUACAUUAAGGAGAUGUACCAGGAAGCUCAGAUAAAAAUCUGGGAAAAAGAGAAAAAGAAGAGAGAAGAAGAGGAGAGACAGAAGUUGGAAGAGGAGGAAAAGAUAAGAGAAGAGGAAAGAUAUAGACUGAAAAAGGUGGCCUUAAUGGGAACAGGUGUAGUAGUGGGUGCAGGAGCAGCAGCUGUAGUUAGUGGAGGGACACUUGGUCCAGUUUUGAUCUCAGGAGCAGCAGCUGCAGGAGGCGCAGCUCUGACCUCUGUUGUUAAAGGAAAGACAUCUGAAGUUUUGAUCUCAGGAGCAGCAGCUGCAGGAGGCGCAGCUCUGACCUCUUUUGUUAAAGGAGAGACACUAUCUGAAGCUUUAAUGGCAGGAGCAAUGGCUGCUGGAAAUGCAGCACUGAAAUCUGUUACUGGUGGAGCAUCAGGGAGAUGCAAAUAA
This is a messenger RNA of Carassius gibelio (silver crucian carp), 1046 nucleotides long. RefSeq names its product GTPase IMAP family member 9-like. The transcript has a single exon. The coding region runs from base 60 to 1046 and encodes 328 amino acids. Gene Ontology annotation, molecular function: GTP binding. Lineage: Eukaryota; Metazoa; Chordata; Actinopteri; Cypriniformes; Cyprinidae. The record is from RefSeq and is a predicted model, not a curated record.